This is a messenger RNA of Amyelois transitella, 1494 nucleotides long. Its product is annotated as cilia- and flagella-associated protein 161. The transcript is spliced from 12 exons. The record is from RefSeq and is a predicted model, not a curated record. Gene Ontology annotation, cellular component: motile cilium. Gene Ontology annotation, biological process: cilium assembly. Bases 1 to 1494 code for a protein of 497 amino acids. Lineage: Eukaryota; Metazoa; Arthropoda; Insecta; Lepidoptera; Pyralidae.
AUGUCCUACAAUAAUUUGGUGCUAAUAGGUAAUUGGAGUGAAGAGCGAUUGAAAAAUGAGUAUGAAUUCAAAUUAUUUCUCCGUAAGCGUGAUAGACAUGAGUUACUCUUACAAAGAUCAAGAACGCUGUUCAGUAAUCUCCUGAAAGAGAGACCGCUUGAAAUAAGCGGAAUGUUUGUUCUUUUUGGAUAUAAUGUUCAAUUAGUUGCAUCAGAUAUGCCAGUCUUCUUUUCGUCCACAGCCAAAUCGGUCACCGCUAGUGGAAGCCCACAGUAUGGGCUGGCCUUGUCAAGCCUCGUGUCUGCUAGGCAGGUGGACUACAUGCAGAAUAUCAACGAUGGGUGCCUCAUGACCCUCUCGCCGAUUACCACUCCUUGUUGCCGAAACACGUUUGUAAUUUUGAGCACAAAGGAGGAAUCAAUACAUGGAGAAAAAAUGAACUACGGUGAUGAGUUUUUGCUUCGAGCUGUUAACUAUGGUGAUCCGGAUGCAGCGCCACUAUACGUGAGGUACACGCCGGAUCCCACCCCAGGUCCGGCAGACAGCAUGCCGAUCCGGCUGAGUGCCGCCAAGGACAGUAACUGUCGCUGGACUACAAUGCCUUUGCUGCCUGGCGAUCGACUCGAAGGAUUAGGCAGUCCAGUAAAGACCGGUGCUCGGCUUAUUGUGAAAAAUUGUGUUGCUGACAAAAGUCUGUGUGUCAUGAAUCAGAGCUGGAUGCAAACUUUUUUUGGUCCCUAUAAGCUUAACAAGUUUCUGGAACAAAUGAAAAAGGGGGAUUUGAUGUUGGCGCGGUAUCGCAAGAUGUCUGAGAAUCUGAACAAGCCGACAGUGUUGACUCAGUCAGCUAGUACUAUUGCUUUUGGAGAUAAGAUCUGUUUAUUGGCUCCUCACGUGCCAGCCACAGACCCACCAGUCGAGGGCAAGAAUGGUCUUCUUCUUGGUGGUCGUAUUUCUUCAAAUGACAUAACUUACUCCCAAGAGCUGGAGGAUGGAUGUUCAGUGGUGGGUCUGUCAGCCCUAACACCUGCUGAGAAAAGUACAUUCGUCAUCACUAGCGCUGAUUAUUGUAAACGCGAUGGCGAGCCCUUGAAAUACAAUCAAGAGUUUUUGCUAACCUUAUCUUCGUCUCUGAAUAAAGAGGUAAGGCCUUUGUACGUGAGGUAUGACCCAAACCCGAUCCCUGGUCUCUGCGGCAUAUACCCGCUGUACCUCAGCAAACAUUACGUGUCUAACACUCGCUGGAGGAUAUUGCCCUGCCAGUCGCCCAACAUCACACGCUUCGAGCAGGAGGGCAAUCCUGUCCAGGUUAACACAGACGUCGUGAUAAAUCAUUGUGCGACGAAUGUUAAUUUAGGAAUAAAUGUUGGUUGCUGGGCAAUGGGAUUCUAUGGAAAAAUUUGCACACUUUUGAUGAAGACGUGUUUGGAUGUUUACGGAAGGGAACUGCCGAAUAAUAUUUGGCAAAUUUACAUCCCAAUACCUGAAAGUUAA